AACAUCCCUCUUGUGCACACCUUUUGCUCUGGCUAAUUAAGGCCCCAUCUCAAGCAGGCGAGAAAGUUUUGUACCUGCUGCUGCUGCUGCUGCCUUCGAAAAAGGAUCCCUGCGGGACAGAGAAAAAUAGCCAUGAAGCUGUUCGGAACAGCCCUCCUCUCCUUGGCUUUGUUCAGCCUCUGCUGUGUUGGUGCAUACGAAUCAACAACAACCAGCAAUACUUGGAAAACUACUGGUUUCUCUACCAAAGGUGAAAGCAGCACAACAUCCACAGGCACUGUAUUCUCUUCAUCAACCAGAAACAAAACUACUUCUGAAGUUGUUACCAUAGAAUCUGCAACUUCAUCAAAGACAACAGUCCUACCAAAAACGGUUGCUACGUCUAAAUCACUAUCAACAAUCAAUGACACGGUUUUCCCAGGAAGAGUUGAAUCAUCAACCCAAGUUUCAGUGACUUCCAUGUCUUCCUUGACUCUAGCAACUGCUGGCCCAAAUGACAAGACAACUGGGAAGCCUUACUCGCAGAAAACUACCUCAGGCACACUAACAAUAAACCCAACUGAAAGUGAAGAUGAAAACAAAACUAAAAAUGCAGCAGGCCAGGAAAGAAAAGACGACGCCUCUUACAGUGGUAUUAUUUUGCCAGUGAUCAUUGCCUUGAUCGUAAUAACCCUCACUGUUUUCCUUCUGAUGGCUUUGUACAGAAUGUGCUUCAGGACAACUCCAGAGAGACAAGAGAAUGUAACUGAACAAUCCCCGUCAGAUAAAGAGAAUGUGAAACUUAUUUCUGUUAAGACAACUUCUCCAGAGAUUGGAGAGCAGUCUCCUCAAGGGAAGAAUAAACCUCGUCAGCACAACGAUUCUUCAUCGCACCUGGGCAACAAAUGUGUGUGAAGAAUUCCUAUUUCGUUAUUUCCUCCUGAAAGGAACUCUUGCCAACACAGGACUUUCUUGGUGGUGUGAAUCAAUGGCAUCUACACAUUUACAAUCCGAAUGUACAUUGAAUGUACUUACUUCUCCAUAGUAUUUUUUUUUAAUCUACAUUGCCACAUUUUCCAUGUAUGCCUGCUGUUUCAUUUCUGGAAGUCUCUUGUACUUUUUCCAUGAAUGUCUGCAUGUCUGAUGUAUAAUACAUAUUUAUUGUUUUCCACGUAUGCCAAGGCAUUGAAAUAUUCACUUCUUACAAAAA
Molecule: messenger RNA, 1189 nt
Organism: Elgaria multicarinata webbii
Lineage: Eukaryota; Metazoa; Chordata; Lepidosauria; Squamata; Anguidae
Gene: EMCN
Product: endomucin
Exons: 13
Coding region: 133-894 (253 amino acids)
Source: RefSeq, a predicted model, not a curated record